CUCUCUGCUAAGUGUUUUUACUUCUCUUUAACAGGCCAACAGAUCAGACACAUCAAUGUGUUGUGCGUAUAUCAGAGACACAAACGACAUGUACACAUGAACGCUACGAUACUACUAUAUAUCAUUAUAUACUGUGUAACAAACAUUUGAGUACUCCCACAAGAGUGAACCCCCAAAUGUUUGUUUGUUCUAUAUAAAUACCCUUGCAUGCCAAACUACAUAACACUUAUGCUACUCAUAUAAGCAUCAACAUCACAAUAUAACCGUCGUCAUCAUUAUAAUCUUCAUCUUUUUGAAAAGAAAAAAAAACAAAGAAAAUCAUGAGUUUCUCGAGAGUGGGAGUUUUGUUAGAUCUAUAUGUAAUGGUAAGGUCUUUAAUGUUUCUUGAGCUAAUGGUGGUGAUGGAGGCACAGCCACUGGUUCCAUCCAUGUUCAUCUUUGGUGAUUCGGUGGUUGAUGUUGCAAACAACAAUGAAAUCUACACAAUCGUUAAAGCUAAUUUUCCUCCUUAUGGAAGAGACUUCACAACCCAUAAACCCACCGGACGCUUCUGCAAUGGAAAGUUAGCUACUGACUUCACCGCUGAGAAUCUUGGAUUCACAUCAUACCCACAAGCUUAUCUAAGCAAAAAGGCAAAAGGAAGAAACCUUUUGACUGGAGCUAACUUUGCCUCUGCAGCCUCCGGUUAUUACGAUGGCACAGCCAAGCUCUACAGUGCAAUAUCGUUGCCGCAACAGCUUGAACAUUACAAAGACUAUAUAAGCCGGAUCCAAGAAAUCGCAGCCUCAAACAACAAUGCAAACGCCAGUGCUAUUAUAUCCGAUGGCAUAUAUAUCGUCAGCGCAGGAAGCAGUGACUUCAUACAAAACUACUAUAUCAACCCUCUCCUCUACAAAGUUCAAUCACCUGAUGACUUCUCCGAUUACCUCAUCCUCUCCUACUCCAGUUUCAUUCAGAAUUUAUACUCGUUAGGAGCAAGAAGGAUCGGAGUGACUACGCUUCCGCCGCUAGGAUGUUUACCGGCGGCCAUAACCGUGGCAGGCCCACACGAAGGUGGAUGCUCGGAGCAGCUAAACAACGAUGCAGUCUCCUUCAACAACAAACUCAAUACAACGUCGCAGGAUCUCAAGAGAAACCUCAUUGGACUCAAUCUAGUCGUGUUUGAUAUCUAUCAGCCUCUUUAUGAUCUCGCCACCAGGCCAUCUGAAUUUGGAUUUGCAGAGGCAAGAAGAGCUUGUUGUGGAACAGGAUUACUAGAGACAUCAAUACUAUGUAACCCUAAAUCAUUAGGAACAUGUAAUAACGCGACUCAGUAUGUCUUCUGGGACGGGUUUCUGUUGGUUUAAGCUUGAGGGAAGCUUGAAGAAGAAGAAACUGAAGUCCUAAUCGAGUUAUGAUUAGGAGAAGAUAAGGCUCAAGCUUUUAUUAGAAGUUAUCUAGAUAUUGUUGUGUUUCCUAGUAGGAAUAGGAUUUGGUUUUAUAUAAAUAUGUUAGUCGAGUUAUGACAUAAUAUAAGGAGAGUUUGUGAGAUUGGCUUGAGUUUUAAGAGAGAACAGAUUGUGAGAGAACUUUAGUUUUGAGUGAUUUUCUAAAGUUAAUAAUAAGAGAGCAAUUCUUAUUUU
Camelina sativa (false flax) is the source of this 1622-nucleotide messenger RNA. Its product is annotated as GDSL esterase/lipase At5g22810-like. The record is from RefSeq and is a predicted model, not a curated record. Lineage: Eukaryota; Viridiplantae; Streptophyta; Magnoliopsida; Brassicales; Brassicaceae. Gene Ontology annotation, molecular function: hydrolase activity, acting on ester bonds.